Messenger RNA from Oryza sativa Japonica Group (Japanese rice), 604 nucleotides. RefSeq lists its product as uncharacterized. Lineage: Eukaryota; Viridiplantae; Streptophyta; Magnoliopsida; Poales; Poaceae. The record is from RefSeq and is a predicted model, not a curated record.
UCCGAUGCCAGCACUCUCCCCUAUCUUCUCUCCCCACCCACUUUCCCCCUUUCUCUGUCUUCUUCUCUCCACCAUUCCCCUUUUCUCUCUCACCUAGCAACGAGAGGAAGCGAGUGUAUGCAGAGCGACGAGGCGGCGACGGUGCCGGAGCGGAGGAGGGCGACGUUGCGGCGGCCGGGGGAGGCGGCGGCGGCAGCGGCAGUGCUGGAGCGGAGGAGGGCGGCGUUGCGGCGGUCGGGGAGGAGGUGGCGGCGGCGGCGGCGGAGCAUGUCGUUGGAGCUGAAGUUGCAGGACUUCGGGUUCACCUUCUCCGAGGACGACGUGGACGCCGAGCUCGUCUCCAUCGUGAGUGGGCUUCGGCGGCAGCGCUCGGAUGAGGACGACGCCAGAAAGGCCCCGGCCUUCGCGGUGGCUUCCGCCGAGGAGGAAGCAGCCGGUCGCCGGAUCGGCUUUGCUCCGACCGGCGCCUCCUCGUCCUCCUCAACGCUGAGGAGGCCGCACCUGUCGGAGGUGUGGGACGAGGAGGAGGAAGAGGCAGUGUUCUUUGAGUGUUGCAUUCGAUUGAAACAUUUUCGAUAAAACGGUGAAACAUUAUUUAGUGAAA